This is a messenger RNA of Cladocopium goreaui, 3654 nucleotides long. NCBI's taxonomy places the organism in Eukaryota, Dinophyceae, Suessiales, Symbiodiniaceae. The record is from the annotation of a GenBank genome assembly.
AGCACCACGCCGAACGAAACCCGCGGCAUGAAACCCAUGGUUGUGGCGGAUACCACUGCCUUGAGGAAGCGGAACAACCACCUCUCGGUGAAGCAUGGCGACAGCCACGUGCAGAUCAAGUCGCCCACUGCAGCGGACAGUGAGGAUGUCCCGGAGGAGCCGCGAAAACGGCCCACCUUUCGACAGAUCGCGACUGCUGUGUGCGGCAAUGUCAAGUUCCGAAGGAAAGGGAAAGCCGGUCCCUUGGACCGUGCGCAGAUGGAGCUCAGUUUCCAUCGCACGGUUUCCAAGAGUUCCGUGUGCACCCUGGCGGGGCGCCUGCGGCGCAGCCUUCCCAAGUUCGGGGAGAUCCAGUUCCAAAGCGGGCUCAUGACGCGGUAUUGCAUCGUGGGUCCCCAGACAGAGCCACAGAAAUUUGUGGACAUGGUGAUGCGAAGUCCUCUGAUCUGGGACCUGGAAGCUCCCCGUUUGCUGCUGAGCAUCGUGGGUGGAGCUGGAGAGAUGAACCUGGACCCUGCCGUGGAAGCCCACUUCUGUGAAGGCCUAGUGGGCGCCGCCAAGCAGACGCAGGGCUGGGUCAUCACAGGUGGCACCAAUAGCGGUGUCAUGGACUUGGUGGGUCGCGCCAUGCAUCGCCAUGACGCGCGGCGCACGGUGCCCUGUAUUGGCGUGACGCCCUUUGGUGCGCUGAAAGACGCCUGGAGAUCCACCCUGGAUGUUGCGGAGGCCUCCGCAGAUGCUGGAGUGGUCGAAGCGCCGUCUGCAUCUUCGAUGGAUGGUGAUCAUUUGCCUGGCCUGCAGGAGCACCACACGCAUGUGGUGCUGGUGGAUGCCGGCAGCCGCCGGGAGGAGGCCUUUGGCACCGAGGUUGACAUGCGGGAAGCGCUUGAAAGAUAUGUCUCAACUGCAGUGAUGAGGGGAAAGCGAACUCGCAGCUUCUGCUUAGAAUCCAACGAGACGCCUAAGAAUAGCCCGUUUAACCAGCGCGAACGUGUGCUGCGCGUUAUGGUGGUGGUGAACGGUGGUCCUGUAUCCUUCACCCUGAUGGACAAGGCCAUUCAGAACGGCUGCCCCGUGGUGGUCUGUAACAACAGCGGCCGCGCGGCAGACUUCAUCGCCUCGCUAAAGCUGGGAGUUUUGACCGACUACGAGGAAGCCUGGAAAAAGCACAUGACAGCUCCUCCGGAUGUCAAGUCCGGCUUGAAGGGCGUGAGAUGUGGGGUGGAAGCGCUUGAACGCAUCGUGAAGAGUUCGUGCGUCAGCGUGUACACCACCAACGACAGGUUGGAGGACACAAUUUUGGCUGCGCUGCGGGGACAAGCUGUGCAGGAUCAAGAGAUGGAUGAGGAGGAGUUGCACGCCUCCUUAGAGAGGCUCUUGGAAUUGGCCGUGCAGUGGAACUGCGAGAAACACUACGUCACCAUUGCGCGCCGAUUAGUGGCGGUCUGUGGAUUUCCCAAGGUGGCACGUUGGAUUUUGCAGCGCUUCUGCUCCGACUGGUCCGAAAAGGAGGUUGAGUCGGCUCCCCUGAUGCGCUGGCUGGUGGCCACCUACAGUGAUUCUCUGAAGCGUUUGGACCUUUCAGAAUUGCCCAGCAGACGUUGGAACCGGGUGGAGAUGCAGCUACAGUCGGAGGUGUCCUCCUUAGCACAUCUCUUCAUAUGGCUCGUGGAAAAUAUGGCGCCGGAGUCGGUGACCGACGUGCUGUGGCUAUGCCUGGACUACCCGGCCCACGGCGCCUUGGCGGCCGCCUCCGUCUGUCGCGACGCGGCGGAGGAGUACCAGAGCCGUGGCGGGAGCUACGGUGAGACCAUGGUGUCCCAGCGCUUGUUGAAACGUGCGAAUCGCUUUGAGGCCAUGGCUAUCCGGCUGUUGCAAGGUCUGGAUCGCGUGGACCCAUUGGAGUACGUCUUCCGGCGUUCCUGGCGAUGGGGAAAUCAUCAUCUCAUCUCUUUGGCGCAUCACCUGGAGUGCAAAGAGUUUGUCUCGCAGCAUUUUUACAACUCCGCGGUGGACCUGCUUUGUGUCACACCCACCCCCUUUGCCGUGUUUGCCUUUGAUAAAGAUGAACAGCGAAGGCAAGCCAACAAGGUGAUGGAACCCUACCAUCAGAUUUUCCUACGUCUUUUCACCAGCUCUUCCAGACACCAACUGAGUUUGCGUGAAUUGAGCUCCAUUCCCAGGGUCAAAGCACUCACACAUGGAGGAUCCAGAGUCACCUUUGUGCUUCUCUACUCGCACUUUGUCCUUUUUUCCGCGGGCUACGAGGCGCUUCUGGAGAGCUGCGUGCUGCUUUUCUGGGGCAUUUCCUUGGCUCUCAUCGAAGUCCUACAGCUUCAGGCCAAAGGCUCCAUCGGUCAGUACAUGAAUAUUUGGAACGGUCUAGACGUGAUCCUGAUUCUCACCUUGCUUAUUGGGCUAGUGCUUUGGUGGUUUUUGGUGCCUUGGGCCCUGUCCGAGCACGCGGUGAACUCGUUUCAUGCCUUGAACUUGUUGCCCUGUUAUGUGCGGUUGCUGCAGAUCUUCGAACUCUCGGAGUAUUUCGGCACGCUUCUCUUCACCGUCUUCGGCAUGGCGCAGGAUACGACGCAGUUCCUGGUGCUGCUGGGGAUCAUUUCGCUGGGCUUCAGCUGUUCCCUGACGCCCAUCUUGUACCCCAGCCGGUCGGCUCGUUGGAGUCAAGGCGUGACGUGGGGUUUCUGGGCCAUCUUCGGGGAUGUGAACCUUGAGGGCACCGAGGAAGAUCUCCACUGGACCGUGAAGAUCUGUGUGAGUUUUUUGCAGUAUCUGCUGUCAUUAGCAUCCAAUGUGCUGCUGGUGAACCUGCUCAUUGCCAUGCUGAACGACACUUAUGUGGCCAACAAGGACUCCUCCAAGCGCGAGUGGGCCUUCAACCGCGUCGAUGCCGUCCUGGAGUUCGCAUCGCCUGAGGCGCAUAUCCUGCCUCCGCCCUUGGACAUCCUCGUGUCCAUCAGACAUCUCUGUGGUGCGGCGAAGCCUUUGAGCCGCAAGGACCAGCUGCAUUACUGCACCCUGACGUCGGUGGUGCCGCUGGGUCCCCACGAGGUGGAAAUCACCAUCGAUGUGAAGGGCGGCGACAUCCAGGCAGCUGAUUCCUCCCUUCUGGCCUGGGAGGAUGUCACCAUGGUCCCCGACGAAGUGUCGGCGGUGGCUAAGACAUGCAACUCUGCCGUCCUGGUCUAUCGCAACGUGGUCCUGUGCAAACCUUUGCAUUUCACCUUCGCUGGUAAGGGCAGCGGCUAUGAGACGGUUCAAGUUUCCCUUGACGAGGACUCGUGGACACGGCCCUUGACGCGCAUGGAGCAGAGACAUAUCGCCUUUCUUCAACAGGAAGUUCUGGAGCAGGAGGCGAACGAUGUGGAGCCCCUCGAGCAGCGCAACGAAGCCUUGGUCGUGGAGACGAACCAGAAAAUGUCGCUGGCAGUGGACGAGAUCACCCGUUUAUCCAAGAACGUGGCGCAUCUUGCCACGCAGCUGCAGCACCAGGUGGAAAAAACCAACGCCCUGCAAGAUGAGAUUCGUCAGCUCAGCGUCAAGCCUGAGUGAGAUCCGUAGCAGGCGGCGGAAUCGGCCACAAGUGCCUCACGAGAUCGGCUGUCGGCUGUCGCCUGGUGCAAGGUCAGCGGACGGUUC